Molecule: messenger RNA, 3793 nt
Organism: Pieris rapae (cabbage white)
Lineage: Eukaryota; Metazoa; Arthropoda; Insecta; Lepidoptera; Pieridae
Gene: Pka-C1
Product: cAMP-dependent protein kinase catalytic subunit 1
Exons: 1
Coding region: 334-1395 (353 amino acids)
Biological process (GO): peptidyl-serine phosphorylation
Cellular component (GO): cAMP-dependent protein kinase complex; nucleus
Molecular function (GO): cAMP-dependent protein kinase activity; ATP binding
Source: RefSeq, a predicted model, not a curated record
AUUGACCGCCUCUCGUGAGCGAAUGAAUCGUUCGUUCGCUCUCGCUCUGCCGAUCGAGUUUCUGAGGAAGCCAUUUUAUUUCUUGUGAAUGUGACGAAAAAUUUUAGUCAGAUUUCGAGUUUAAACUUUUAAAAUCUAAUAAUUUCAAUGAGUGCCUGUUAUAAGUGUCUUUUGUGACGUGUGUAUGUGCAAGGAACGUAAAGAAUGUCUGCGUUUCCAAUUGGUUUGUGUUGACCUGCCUAUUUCUUACGUUCGCUCAGGCAGGCAUCGAUUAGUACAAGGUAGCCCGUAUAACGGCAAUUCGGGGCAUUGAAAUAAGUUCUAGUUUACGCCAUGGGCAAUAAUGCUGCCACCGCUAAUAAAAAGGUGGACGCCGCCGAAAGCGUCAAAGAAUUCCUCGAUCAGGCUAAAGAGGAUUUCGAGGAGAAAUGGAAGAAAAAUCCUACCAACACCGCCGGAUUGAACGACUUUGAAAGAAUAAAAACGCUCGGAACAGGCUCAUUCGGGCGAGUUAUGAUAGUUCAGCAUAAACCCACGAAAGAGUAUUAUGCUAUGAAAAUAUUAGAUAAGCAGAAGGUCGUAAAACUAAAACAAGUAGAACAUACGCUGAACGAAAAACGAAUUCUGCAAGCUAUAAAUUUUCCGUUUUUGGUAAGCCUUAAGUUCCAUUUCAAGGACAACUCCAACUUGUAUAUGGUUUUAGAAUAUGUGCCUGGUGGUGAAAUGUUCUCCCACCUGCGUAAGGUAGGUCGCUUUUCGGAGCCACAUUCACGAUUCUAUGCGGCUCAGAUAGUCCUAGCAUUCGAGUAUCUACACUAUUUGGACCUUAUCUACCGUGAUCUGAAGCCUGAAAACUUGUUAAUUGAUUCGCAAGGCUAUUUAAAAGUAACUGAUUUCGGCUUUGCGAAGCGCGUGAAAGGUCGUACGUGGACUCUAUGUGGAACACCUGAGUAUCUGGCUCCAGAAAUCAUUCUGUCCAAAGGUUAUAAUAAAGCUGUUGACUGGUGGGCACUUGGGGUACUUGUUUAUGAGAUGGCAGCUGGAUACCCGCCCUUCUUUGCAGACCAGCCGAUUCAAAUAUACGAAAAAAUCGUGUCUGGCAAGGUUCGCUUUCCUUCACACUUUGGCUCUGAUCUGAAAGACCUGUUGCGCAACCUUCUCCAAGUGGAUUUGACGAAACGCUAUGGUAAUCUAAAAGCGGGCGUUAAUGAUAUUAAAGGUCACAAAUGGUUUGCAAGCACUGAUUGGAUAGCUGUAUUCCAGAAGAAGAUUGAGGCACCUUUCAUCCCACGCUGCAAGGGUCCAGGAGAUACCAGCAACUUCGAUGAUUAUGAAGAAGAAGCUCUUCGCAUUUCGUCAACUGAGAAGUGCGCGAAGGAAUUUGCUGAAUUCUGAGCGCUCUAUUGGAGCCUGCGCGCGGAAAAUACCGUGAGUAGGUGUUAUGUUUUAGUGAACCUUCCUUGACAUUAGUCAUGGGGAAUGAUGAACAUCUCUCAGCAAUAGCUUUGGGUGAAUAUAAACUUUUGUGCCCAAUGUUGACAUCUGAACUGUUAAAAUUGGUGAGGAUAGAACUGAUCCCUGAUAUGUGGCAUUUGCUUACUGCCAGAUAGAUAAGAAGGCUAAUAUAUCUAUCCUAUGGUGAUAUUUAUAUCAUUUCUGAUGAUACUAGCCACAAGGAAUGUAAGCCCUCAUUUUUGGCUGUUUAAUCAGUUUUGUAGUCUGCCUUUAAAAUUGCGAUAGUUAGCUUAUUAAAUAAUUUAUAUUGUUUUUGUAAUGUGGAUACAAUGUGUACUGCAAUUUUUCUUGUUGCUUUUAGAUUUGUCAGACAUCAGAAGACAUUACUUAAUUAUUGUUGUUAUAGAUAUCACUUUCAUUAGACAGUCUUAUAUUUGAGAAUUGUGAGGUUUUGCUAGUAUGCUCUAUGUUUAGGUACCACUAAUUAUUUCUGUAAACAAAACUUGCUUUUGAUAUUAUCAUUUUAAGCAAAUGGUGAUACACGUCCCUUUUAUCCUAAGUAAGAAGUUUUUUGGUGUAAGUUGUAAUUUUGAGCUUUUGUUAUUGAUUUUAUUUUUAGAAAAUGUAUUGUUGAAUCAUUUGAUAUUUUAGUUAAGGAUAACUAAAUAAAGAUGAAAGAGAUUAAUUUAUUUACCAUAAUGUAGUGUUCAGUUGUGCAAUCCAAGCUCGUUUGUGAUCUGAUGUAAGGAGACCUUAAAUUUUAAGUGUAAUUUUAUAUAGUUCCUUUUAUUAGUGAAUGUACAGUAACCGAAGAUGAACACAGCCGCAUAUAAUGUCUCAUUGGAAAGCUAUCUCUCAUUAGCAUCAUAGUUAAAGAGCAAUAAAUUUCCUAACAUUCUCCAUGGAUAGCAAUAUGACCUUUAAAUUAUUAUUGAUUACUUAAGCACAAGAUAAUAAGGGAAUUGUGAGAUAAUACUGCAUCCAUAUGAGAAUGUAUUAUAGCAACAGUAAUAAUAGGUAAUAUAAUUAGGUUGUAUUAUAUACAGGAAUACAAAAUAUGAAUGUUGCCUUGAAAGGCAGUCUUAGGAAAAGUAUAAUUAACCAUUUAAUCUUGUAUAAUGUGAUGUUAGUGAGAGAAUAGUGUUUUCCUAUUUCAUUUGUAGCUCAGUGGUCAGUUUGAUAGCUAUUAGAUGUAGGACUUUGAAUCCAGGCUGUACAAAUAUCAUAGUUAUUUGUAGUGAAUUUAACAUGUGGUAUGUGCGCGUAUGUGUCAAUAGUCAUUAGUUUAGGUCCUGGGAAGGUUACUUAACUUGCACAUUCAUCUAACAUGUUUAAAUAUUAAUUUACGCUGAAUCCAAAGUCAUAUCAAACUUAUUAAAUCUAUUCAGAAAUUCUUGUACUAGUAGAUAUUGACCAAUUUGCUUGUCUUUUAAUAUUUUACAGGUUAGUUAAGUUUCCUAUGUACUAAUUUAAUUUAGAUUAAAUUUUACUGCAAUUUGAUGUCCUAACUGGUGGAUAGGUGUAGCAAGUUAUUGGCAUAUUAGUGCAGCUUUAUUUGAUGUGAUAGACACUAUUCCUUCAGUAGAUAUAACAAUGUUAUCAGUAUACUUAUCAUACUGUCACAAUCACAAAUAAAGUUAUGUCUAAAAUUUUAAUAUAUCAAGAAAUAGAAUAAUGUUUGUAAAACAAUUUUAUGAAUUACUUAUUUUUAAGGGAAAAAAGCUAAUGUAUUCAUAUGAUUUGGCACAUUACAAGGUUAUUUGUUUUGAGACUUAAUAAACAGGAUAUGGUAAUAGGAAAGAGUUGAUGAAUGAGGUUUUUUUUAGAAUUGUUUAGUAAUUGAUGCAAACCUGUUACAUAAAUACGCCAGUUAGACAUUCAUAAUGUAACAUUAUUUCUAUAGUCAUGUCUUUAAUGUGUUCCUGUUAGGAAUACAUUCAUUUAAAACUUAUAAGAAAUUAAAUGAUGUAACUUUAAUAAUCAUUGUAUAUAACUAGAGUGAUUGGACCCACAUUUUAGGAUAAAAUUCAAUAUUGGCUUUGAUUACACUUCAUUCCAUUAGCUUUCAAAAUAACUCAUUGCCAUGUAUGCAAAUCUUUCUAAUGUGAACAUUUUAGUCGUUUUGAAUAUUAAAUCCUAGUGACGGUGUGUAUUUGAGAGCUGUCUUUUUAUAUCUGCGUACUAAUUUAUAAAAUGUUCACGUCUAGAUCUAUUAUAUCGAGUGCCUAUAGCAUUGAAGUUCAAGUGUAAAAAGUCAGUUAAUUUCAAUCAUUAUUUGUCAUCAUGUAUUGAUCUUCCAUAAAUUACGAUGAAAUUAAAAUAUCGAUGUAACAGUAAA